Messenger RNA from Sorex fumeus (smoky shrew), 1532 nucleotides. RefSeq names its product SPG21 abhydrolase domain containing, maspardin (gene SPG21). The record is from RefSeq and is a predicted model, not a curated record. Gene Ontology annotation, cellular component: trans-Golgi network transport vesicle; cytosol. Lineage: Eukaryota; Metazoa; Chordata; Mammalia; Eulipotyphla; Soricidae. The transcript is spliced from 9 exons. The coding region runs from base 132 to 1055 and encodes 307 amino acids. Gene Ontology annotation, molecular function: CD4 receptor binding.
GUCCCCGCCGCCCCGCGCCCGCCCCGGUCGCCGCCGGCCCGCCCGCCCGCCCGCCGCCCCUCGCGCGGCCGAGUUCGAGACCGGAGCUUCCUCGGGAGGGGCGGAAGGGUUAACCUCCAUUUCACCUCAUCAUGGGAGAGAUUAAAGUCUCUCCUGAUUAUAACUGGUUUAGAAGUACAGUUCCCCUUAAAAAGAUUAUUGUGGAUGACGACGACAGUAAGAUAUGGUCACUCUACGACGCAGGCCCCAGAAACAUCCGGUGCCCGCUCAUAUUCCUGCCUCCAGUCAGCGGAACCGCAGAUGUGUUCUUCCAGCAGAUUCUGACUUUGACUGGAUGGGGUUACCGGGUCAUUGCUUUGCAGUAUCCAGUUUAUUGGGACCAUCUUGAAUUCUGUGAUGGAUUCAGAAAACUUUUAGACCAUUUACAAUUGGAUAAAGUUCAUCUUUUUGGGGCAUCUUUGGGAGGCUUUUUGGCCCAGAAAUUUGCAGAAUAUACUCACAAAUCUCCCAGAGUCCAUUCCCUCAUCCUGUGCAACUCUUUCAGCGAUACCUCCAUCUUCAACCAGACCUGGACCGCGAACAGCUUCUGGCUCAUGCCAUCAUUUAUGCUUAAAAAAAUAGUUCUUGGAAACUUUGCAUCUGGCCCCGUGGACCCUAUGAUGGCUAAUGCCAUUGACUUCAUGGUGGACAGGUUGGAAAGUUUGGGUCAGAGUGAAUUAGCAUCAAGACUUACCCUGAACUGUCAGAAUUCUUACGUGGAGCCUCAUAAAAUUCGGGACAUCCCUGUAACUAUUAUGGAUGUGUUUGACCAGAGCGCGCUGUCCACAGAAGCUAAGGAAGAGAUGUACAAGCUGUACCCUAACGCUCGGAGGGCACACCUGAAGACGGGGGGCAACUUCCCAUACCUGUGCAGGAGCGCGGAGGUGAACCUGUACGUGCAGAUACAUUUACUACAAUUCCACGGAACCAAAUACGCAGCCAUCGACCCGUCGAUGGUAAGCGCAGAGGAACUGGAAGUGCAGAAGGGCAGCCUGGGUGGCCCCGAGGAGCAGUAGCCAAGGAUGAGCCUGGCGAGCACCAUCGUGAUCUCAUGCCCUGCGGCCUCAGGGCCCCGGCCUGGCCCCAAAGCAGAAGCUGGCGGAGUCUCGGCGACAGGCGACAGCUCUUCUGAGUCAGGGGACCUGCCUCCUCUCUGUCUUUUUUAGCUUUUGAAUCUGAAGAGGUACUGUUGCAGAUUCCCGUUUUAAGAAUCGCAUCAAUUUUGCUACCAAAGUCUUCAGCACUCUGUCCGGAAGUGAAUGUUGAUGUUCCCCUUUUUUCCUGUCAUUGUCCUCGUCAUUGUCUUCCCAUCACUCUCUGUCAGUGCUACACGUUGUGGCCGUGUCCACGUGCUCCUGGCGGUAACCUCAGACUGCCAGGGCCGCCCCCGCUGUCCCAUAAAUCGGCUUCUUCUCAUGUCCUGUCGAGCAAGUGCUCUCCCGGUGAGCUGUUGUUUCCCAACCAUUCUGCUCAUUUGGAAUAAAUAUUCAAUU